Petromyzon marinus (sea lamprey) is the source of this 2784-nucleotide messenger RNA. RefSeq names its product inositol 1,4,5-trisphosphate receptor-interacting protein-like. The record is from RefSeq and is a predicted model, not a curated record. NCBI's taxonomy places the organism in Eukaryota, Metazoa, Chordata, Hyperoartia, Petromyzontiformes, Petromyzontidae.
UUGCCUGGAAGUGACCCCGUCAGGUGACGCAGCUCGACUCGGUCGGGGUAUAAGGCAGCGAUGUCCCUGGGGGGCGCCACAGCCUCCACGCGGUUUGAGGUUCGGCGACACGAGACUCCUGCGCUUGCCACCACGGACAUCAAACACCGAGAAAAACAUCCUCCCGUGUGCCCCGACUGGACCGACUGGACGACCGAGUGAACUCCAAUGAUGGCGUCCAGCAUUGAACUCGAUCGGUUCUACAGCGAAGAGGUUGAGUUUCCACCUGGGCUGCUCGCUUCCCACAUCGACACUGCUGAGCGCGAGGUUCGUACACUCCUGGAGGGGAUGAGAAGCCUUCUGCGGCCAAACAUAGAUCCCUCGAUUCAAUAUGACAUCGUUCAAACCGGCAGCUCGUACGAAGGACUCAAGGUGAAGGGGGAUAUGGAGCUGGAUUUUAUGAUCGUUCUCUGUCACCCGGAAUUCAAGUUUAUCCCCAUCACCUCAGAUUACAGUGGCUAUCGUAAAAUAAAAGCUGAGCAGCGACAACCACAAUUCCAACUGCAAGCUACAAGUUGGAAAUCAUCAAGUCCCCCUCACUCAUUUCAAAAUGACUUUACCAGCAAUGGAUACCUGUUACCAUCAAAAAUCUAUCAGUGGUUUCAGUCAUUAGCAGACAGAGCAGUCAAUGAAAACAAGUCUAAAUUUGUUACAAAGUUUGUAGGCAACUUGCCAGCCCGUACGCUCAUUUUAAAUAUUUGGCCCGAUGUUGAAAUCUGCGUGGACCUCGUCCCAGCGAUCUACAUUGGCAGAGACCUCUUCGUGGUGGCCAAACCCUUGAAGACAUCCCCAGACCCAGAUCUCUGGAGGCUGUCGUUCUCCGUCUUCGAGAAAAACAUCCUCAGCCGGCUUCCAAGCUCCUCCUGCCACCUGAAGGCCCUGAAGAUCCUCAAGUACCUGCGGGAGCACGACACUCGGCUGGAGGAGACGUCUCAGUUCGCGAGUGGACUCUGCUCGUACCACCUGAAGACGGCCUCCCUCCACCUGCUCGCGCGUCCAGCGCAGCCGCCGGACACCCCGGAGGGCCUGCACGAGCACCUGCACCAGCUGAUGGACUUCCUCAUUGAGUGCAUGCAGAGAAGGGAACUCAACCACUUCUUUAUGGGGAAUCCAUCGAGCCUGGCGAGGAACGCGCAAGUGCCCAGCAACAUUACCGACUGGGAGUGCCGCCUCAAUCUCUUCGGUGACACCGUUAUGAAUGAGUGCACCCUGAGCCAGGCGAGGGAGAGACUCAACAGGAUUAAACGAUCUCUGCCUGCCGUAAUCCAACAGCAUUCUGGCCCCGGCACCAGAAUUCUGGCACCAGGGCCUUCGCCGGGAUAUCACGAUAUCGCGAUAUCGCGUUACGGCGAUAUCGUAUCGCGGCGACCGCCGUCGUUUCAAAACCAGGCAAAUGUCCGCGGUCCCCUGAGCCUCCACAUCCCGCCCCCUCAUCCCCUCCAGCUGGGCAAUCUGGAACGGUUCGGCCAAUCAGAGGCUAGGACUUUGAUGACGUCACAGAAAGUCGCCGUGGUAACCAGGGACCCCCUGCGCGGGAAAUUUGCUGCCGCGUCAGAAGGAGACGCCGGCGGCUGCCCUUGGCUGUACUUAGGCUGCUGUUGUUGUUUGGUUGUUGUUUGUUGUUGUUUGUUUGGUUGUUGUUAUUAUUUUGGUUUAAGCCGGAUUCUGUCAGCCGCUGCUUCUGUCCGCAUUGCGGGGGCCACUUUUUGCGAUCAAAAUCGAGGGAGAUCUCUACGCGGUGGCCAAACCCUUGAAGACAUCCGCAGACCUGCACCUCUGGAGGCUGUCGUUCUCUGUCUUCGAGAAAAAAAUCCUCAGCCGGCUUCCAAGCUCCUCCUGCCACCUGAAGGCCCUGAAGAUCUUCAAGUACCUGCGGGAGCACGACACUCGACUGGAGGAGACGUCUCAGUUCGCGAGUGGACUCUGCUCGUACCACCUGAAGACGGCCUCCCUCCACCUGCUCGCGCGUCCAGCGCAGCCGCCGGACACGCCGGAGGGCCUGCACGAGCACCUGCACCAGCUGAUGGACUUCCUCAUUGAGUGCAUGCAGGGAAAGGAACUCAACCACUUCUUUAUGGGGAAUCCAUCGAGCCUGGCGAGGGACGCAAAAGCGCCCAGCAGCAUUACCCACAGAGAGUUCCGCCUCAAUCUCUUCAGUGGUAAAUUCGUGAAUGAGAGCACCCUGAGCCAGGCGAGGGAGAGACUCGUCAGGAUUAAACACUCUCUCCCUGCCGUAAUCCAACAGCAUUAUGACCCCGGUGCUAAUAGCUGCAAUAUUUCAUAAGAGCUCCUGCACCGCUUACAAUUGAAGACGUUUGAGGCAUUUUUCACGGCCAAUAUUUAAAUUCACAAUUGUCGGGUUAAGGCCGCGUGAUAAUUUCGCCCGAAUGUUGCGUCGUCGAAAAGCCUCAACCACCCGACGAAGCCAAAUUCAAUUGUCCCGUUUGCGUACGAGCGUUUAAACUACGCGGUUGAUGUAGAGGGCGAUCAUCACAAACGAAAUGUGUGAGCGAUUAGAUACGAGGAGGCGUUUAGAUUGGUACCGUGCCAAGGGGUCUCCAGGACAAGAUCCAUCAAGGUUAGAAUUUUUUUGUAAAAAUGCAGUCGCUCUCAAAUGAAGCGUCACGUCUACCCGGUUGUACUGACAUGCAUCCAGUGUAUGUAAAUUCGCUUGUAACGCAACUUAUAAACGAGUGCACACAUUUUAUAUUUACGUUGUAUUAAAUGUACUCGGUGAUCACCGUA